Molecule: messenger RNA, 1548 nt
Organism: Eutrema salsugineum
Lineage: Eukaryota; Viridiplantae; Streptophyta; Magnoliopsida; Brassicales; Brassicaceae
Product: F-box/FBD/LRR-repeat protein At3g14710
Exons: 5
Molecular function (GO): protein binding
Source: RefSeq, a predicted model, not a curated record
AUUUAAUUGCGGCGCAAGAAAUUGGAAAAUUCAUCCAAGUUAGCUACCCAGCUGCCUCAUGUUUAUGUGAUUGAAGUGGAAGUUGGAGAUUUCCUUUUCUCUGAUCUAUUCCUUUUUUGAAUACAUAUUCAUAAGGGAGAUAAAAUCAAUGCAUCCCGAGUCAAAACAAGCCUAGUAAGAGACGAUGCCUCCAUCUUCCAAGAAAACUCAGCUAUGUAGUAAUCAGAACCGUAAUGAUAAAAUCAGCGAUUUGCCUGAUAGCAUUCUUAGCAUGAUUUUGAGCCAUCUUCCAACUGUGGAAGCUGUUAGGACUUGUGUAUUAUCAAAGACAUGGAGGACCAUAUGGACCAACGUCACAGAGUUACGUUUUGAUGACAUGAGGCACAGUGAACCGAAGGAUCAUGGAUUUAUCGAAUUCGUCGACCAUGUGAUUCGAGACAUUGAAAGUCCAAAAAUCAACAGUUUCCAUCUACAUUCUGUUAAUGCUUACGAUGAGACUCCUCUCGUCUCGUGGUUAUCAAACCUUAUAAACCAGCGUAGUCUUCAGAAACUCGUUAUCACUUGGUACGAGCUUGAAAGUGACAUUUUGUCUCCACUCUUUGCUAGUUUUGGCUCUCUCGUGGAACUGAGGCUACGUACAAAGUGCAUUCUUGACAUUUCGGCUCCAGCUCUUCUCCCGACACUCAAGUUCUUUAGCCUCGAGGACGCUAGAAUCUUCAACAUGUCGUCCGUCUCCGAGAACAUCUUUCUCUACUUUCCCGUCUUGGAAACUUUCGAAGUCUCUCGCUGCUGCUGGUUUAGAACCGAUACCGUCGUUAUAGACUCUCCGUUGCUCAGGGUCUUCGAGUUUUUAAAGUGUAGCUCUGAACACGUUCCGAGUGACGAUGGAGUGUGUACGAUCAGUAUAUUUUCUUCAAAGCUUGAGAAGAUCACAUUCUCAGGGGACGGUAACGAAAACAUGUUUCUGACAUUUCCCACGUCUUUACCUGAUGCUUAUCUUGAUCUCAGCGGAGCAAAGUGGCCCUAUCUAUCACACUGGCCCAAGUUUCUACAUGCCUUCACAUGCGUGAAGAGUUUGGGUCUUGAGCUUACCAGGGAUUUUCAACUAACGACAAUGCCAAAAUUCAAACAGUUGGUUUACCUGCAUCUUGCAUACGACAUGACACAGCCUUAUAUAUUCAGGAGGGUCCUCAAAUCCGCACCAAUACUCAAGAUACUCAGCAUCCGCGACACGACGUCUCCUCGAAUAAAACCUAGUAAAAUGCGCUUGAACGAGUUGCGUUCGCAAACAGCACCGGACUGCGUUAGAACAAUGCUCAAAGUCUUGCAAUUCAGGGAUUUCAGGAUGCAUGAGCCGAAACUAUCAGUGUUGAGGCAUGUGAUUGCAAACGCCGAGAUUCUUGAAUCAGUCGUCCUUUCCACGGCCCGGCCAAUCACAAAGAAAGGUAAAGAACUAGUCUUGUCUUAUCCCAAAGCCUCACCUCAUGCCUCUGUCUUGUUCCAAUGAUUAAAAGUUGACCUUUUCAAACCCCUGAGUUCCUUGUGGGU